AUGAUCUCAACUCCCAUCCACACUUCAGUCCCGGCUUCAAGUCAGGCGAUCCGAAUCGCCGCUGCCGGUGUACUACGCCAAGCUCGACCCUGUGUGCACAGCCGUCUCUCCCUUAAAGUACCUAUUUGCGGCGCUGCUCUACACCACCCAGCACCUCGUUUCUUCUCAACGACACCUGCUCAUCAAUUGCGAGACUUUUUCCCUGCCAAAGACACGCCUCAUAUCAAAACUACGCCGGCAGCAUGGCCUCAUCAUGGGUAUACGGCCGAGGAGAUGUUGGCCGUAGUCCCUGAUCACCGACCGCCUCGAACUGUUGGGGACUGGGUCGCCUGGAAGAUUGUCCGAAUUGCGAGGUACUGUAUGGAUAAAGCAACAGGUAUGGAACGGGAGCAGCACAGCGAUAAGAGCAAACCGACUACAGCUGUUGUGGCCGAGAAGCCACUUACAGAAGCACAAUGGCUGAUUCGGUUCGUGUUCCUUGAGAGCAUUGCUGGUGUGCCGGGCAUGGUUGCUGGCAUGCUCCGCCAUCUGGGCAGCCUACGCCGAAUGAAACGAGACAAUGGAUGGAUCGAGACACUCCUGGAAGAGAGUUACAACGAGAGAAUGCAUCUGUUGACGUUCAUGAAGAUGUGCGAGCCCGGAUGGUUUAUGAAGCUGAUGCUCAUCGGAGCUCAAGGCGUGUUCUUUAACGCGAUGUUUAUCUCGUACCUCAUCUCGCCAAAAAUUGUCCACCGCUUUGUGGGAUAUCUCGAAGAAGAAGCAGUCCACACUUACACGCGAUCAAUUUACGAAAUCGAACAGGGUCUCCUCACCCGAUGGUCCGACCCCAACUUUAAGAUUCCUGAGCUUGCCAUUCAGUAUUGGAACAUGCCCGAGGGCAGCAGAACGAUGAAGGACCUCAUCCUCUACAUUCGUGCCGAUGAGGCUGGCCACCGAGGCGUCAACCACACACUCAGCAAUCUCAACCAGCAAGAAGACCCGAAUCCAUUUGUCAGCACCUUCAAGGACCGUGAGGUUCCCAAGCCGGCGCUUAAGCCUGCUGGCUACGAGCGUGCAGAGGUGAUCUGA
This is a messenger RNA of Clonostachys rhizophaga, 1068 nucleotides long. Lineage: Eukaryota; Fungi; Ascomycota; Sordariomycetes; Hypocreales; Bionectriaceae. The record is from the annotation of a GenBank genome assembly.